GACGCGGCGGCGGCAGCGCUGACAAUGAGUUUUCUUGGAGGAUUUUUCGGUCCCAUUUGUGAGAUCGACGUUGUCCUUAAUGAUGGGGAAACCAGGAAAAUGGCGGAAAUGAAAACUGAAGAUGGCAAAGUAGAAAAACACUAUCUUUUCUAUGAUGGAGAAUCUGUUUCAGGAAAGGUGAAUGUAGCCUUUAAGCAACCUGGAAAGAGGCUAGAGCACCAAGGAAUUAGAAUUGAAUUUGUAGGUCAAAUUGAGCUUUUCAAUGACAAGAGUAAUACUCACGAAUUUGUAAACCUAGUGAAAGAACUAGCCUUACCUGGAGAACUGACUCAGAGCAGAAGUUAUGAUUUUGAAUUUAUGCAAGUUGAAAAGCCAUAUGAAUCUUACAUCGGUGCCAAUGUCCGCUUAAGGUAUUUUCUUAAGGUGACAAUAGUAAGAAGACUGACAGACUUGGUAAAAGAAUAUGAUCUUAUUGUUCACCAGCUUGCUACCUAUCCUGAUGUCAACAACUCUAUUAAGAUGGAAGUGGGCAUUGAAGAUUGUCUACACAUUGAAUUUGAGUAUAAUAAAUCAAAGUAUCAUUUAAAGGAUGUGAUUGUUGGAAAAAUUUACUUCUUAUUAGUAAGAAUAAAAAUCCAACAUAUGGAGUUACAACUGAUUAAAAAAGAGAUCACAGGAAUUGGACCCAGUACCACAACAGAAACAGAAACAAUCGCCAAAUAUGAAAUAAUGGAUGGUGCACCAGUUAAAGGUGAAUCAAUUCCAAUAAGACUAUUUUUAGCAGGAUAUGACCCAACUCCAACAAUGAGAGAUGUGAACAAAAAAUUUUCAGUAAGAUACUUUUUGAAUCUAGUCCUUGUUGAUGAAGAAGACAGAAGGUACUUCAAGCAGCAGGAGAUCAUUUUGUGGAGAAAAGCUCCUGAAAAACUGAGGAAACAGAGAACAAACUUUCACCAGCGAUUUGAAUCACCAGAAUCACAGGCAUCUGCUGAGCAGCCUGAAAUGUGAACUGAAUGGGAGAAAAAAAAGAAGAAAAAAACCUCCUAUAUCCGUUGAGAUUUAGGUUUGGCAGGUUAAAGAUGGUUGCAGCGUGUAGGGCAGGGAAAAGGCCAAAACUCCAUUUAUGAUAGUCUUCCUUUAUCUUACAGUGCUGAAUUUAUUUUACGACAUAACUGUUCUUCAUGUAUAUACAUUUUAAAAAGUGCUUUCUUUGAAACACUGGAACUUUCUUAAACUGCCGUUUGUUUUUUUUUUAAUUUGUCUUUUUAA
Messenger RNA from Budorcas taxicolor (takin), 1269 nucleotides. RefSeq names its product VPS26 retromer complex component A (gene VPS26A). Gene Ontology annotation, cellular component: endosome; retromer complex. Lineage: Eukaryota; Metazoa; Chordata; Mammalia; Artiodactyla; Bovidae. The transcript has 9 exons. The record is from RefSeq and is a predicted model, not a curated record. The coding region runs from base 25 to 1008 and encodes 327 amino acids. Gene Ontology annotation, biological process: retrograde transport, endosome to Golgi; intracellular protein transport.